AAAAAGAAGAGAAAGAGAGAACCAAAAAAAAGAAAAAAAAAGAAAAAGAAUACAAAGAAAAAAAAACAAGAAAAAAAAAAAAAAAAAACAACAAAGAAACAGAAACAAGACAAAAAAAAAAGAGCAAAA
Molecule: messenger RNA, 129 nt
Organism: Phacochoerus africanus (Common warthog)
Lineage: Eukaryota; Metazoa; Chordata; Mammalia; Artiodactyla; Suidae
Product: protein PXR1-like
Exons: 2
Source: RefSeq, a predicted model, not a curated record